Molecule: messenger RNA, 6178 nt
Organism: Schistosoma guineensis
Lineage: Eukaryota; Metazoa; Platyhelminthes; Trematoda; Strigeidida; Schistosomatidae
Source: the annotation of a GenBank genome assembly
UGAAGUUUACACUCGAAGGUCUGCGCGGCGCGCUGUGUUUGCAUUGGUUUUCGAUUGACUUCGUAUUUUCGUUAUAUGUUAGUGACGGUAGAUCCCCCUUCUGUCCGGAGUAGAAACGUCAAGGUGUCGGUAGUGUAAUAAAUUUAUCAUUCAACUUCUUUGGGCAUGCUGACUGCCUCUUUGGCACCGACUGCUAACAUCCCUAUAGUCAGUGAAAACGGAAAUCUACGUUCACGAUCAACAUCUCAACACCUUCGAGGUGAUCGUUCUAGAAUUGGUUGUAGUCAUUUAAAACUGUCAGCUCCAAGUGCAGAUACAUUGUCUGAUUCACUAAGUUUAGCAACAACUGCGACAGAAGGUACAAUAGGAGAGGUGUGGGAACAAAGACAGUAUCCGGUCAUGCCUUUAGGAUGUACUGUGCUAAAAAGCCCGCCUCCAUCAUUCUUAAAUCUUUCUAAUCAAGAUAAGCAACAGCCUUCAGAAAAGGAUCUUUAUGAGUUCUUAAAGGAUGCAGAACUAGACCACUAUUACUCCGUACUUACACGUCAUUUGAAGAUACGUUCAGUUCAACAAAUCAAAUAUGUUGAAGAUUCUGAUCUUGCAGAACUAGGUUUCAGUCGACCAGAACAACGACGUUUACGGAAACAUUUCAAACGAGAAUGCCCGCAAACUGCUAUGGGAAAGCUAAGAAAGCGCUUAGCUCGAUCUACCAGUGGUCGAUGUUUAUCACCACGACUCAAAGAUACAUUAGAUGGAUUAUCAUCUCGUAAUCUCAACGUAUUAUCCAUUUCAUUAGAUAGUACACCAACGUCUGAAGAUGGUGAUUCAAAACGACGUACACUAUUACUUACACAAAAUUCUAAAGGUCAUGAUGGUAGUAAUAAGUGUUUGACAGACAAUUUGAAUUAUUUAACCAUUAAUGGAAAUACAAAUUAUCGGGUUAUUCAAUCGAAUGAACUUGAAAUUGGAAGUAGUCUUGGUGAAGGAGAAUUUGGAAAAGUUUUUCAGGGUGUUUGGCAUACAGAUACAAGACGUGGUUUACAAGUUGCUAUCAAAAUUAUGGAUAUUAAACAAAUGAAUGAAGAGGAAACAUGUGAUUUUUUGAAUGAAAUAUCAAUUAUGCAUAGACUAAAUCAUCCAGAUAUUGUUCAGCUUCUUGGUGUGUGCAUUGAUGUGAAUGUAAUAAAAAUUGUUACUGAACUUGCUCCACUUCGCUCUCUACUAGAAUGCUUACGUGAAUCUGAAUUACGAUCCAGUUUCUCUGUUCCUGUUUUGUAUAAAUUCUCAAUACAGAUUGCUCGAGGAAUGAGUUAUUUAGAAGAAUGUGGUCUAGUACAUCGUGAUUUGGCAGCUAGAAAUGUUCUAGUAUUUUCAAAAGAUAUUGUAAAAAUUAGCGAUUUCGGUAUGAGUCGUGCUCUUCAACUAGGCAAAUCAUAUUACCAAUCAAAUUUCAAUGUUAAUCUUAAACUUCCAAUUGCAUGGUGUGCACCAGAAUGUAUACAUGAUUUAUUAUUUACUAUACAUUCAGAUAUAUGGGCUUAUGGUAUUACAUUAUGGGAGAUAUUCACUUAUGGAUUUACACCAUGGGCUGGUCUUACCGGUCGACAAAUAUUAGAAAUGAUCGAUGCACCACGUUUUGGUCGGUUAGAUCAACCAGAUGCAUGUCCAGAUCCAAUUUACGAUGCUGUGAUGCGAGCAUGUUGGGCACAUGAACCAAAAGCUAGACCAACAUUUGCUCAAUUACUAGGUAUGCUUCCACGUCUUAGUCCAGAAAUUUGGAUAACCACAAGUGAAUAUCGUCCUGAUACAGAUUCAAAUUUGGAUACAAUUAGUACAUCAGGUGAAGAAUUCCCAUAUAAUCCUGGUUUUCGUCCACAUGGAACACGUUCAUUAGGUCGUCCAUUGUUUAUUAGAGCAAAUGAAACAGUUUGUAUACUUGGCAAAAGAAGUAGUAACACAUGGAAAGUGGUAAAUUUACGUACGGGACUUGUAGGCUGCAUUCCAUCGGGAAUUUUAAAACCAUAUAAUUCCCCUGGGAAUGAUUCAUCUGUUACCCGCGAUCGUCAUACACUAACUACUAAUAAUACUGCCACAUCGUCACCAAAUACUAUGGGGUUAGUAGCGAAAACACGUUUACGUAUGAGUCGAAGAGCUUCAUUAACAGAUUUGGCUUUACGCAAAACUGUUUCUCGACUUAGCAAAUUCAGUUUAAUCAAUCCAACCGAUAACAAUAGUAGUAAUAAUAAUAAUAGUAGUAUUAGUAGUAGUAGUGGUACAUCACGUUCACGUAUCAAAUUAACUGCAGAUCAAAUAAGUUCACCACAAAAUGAUUUUCGACAUAUUGGUCAUGUUGGUUCAGAUGGUCGAACAUUUGGUGACAUUGGUUUAGUUAGUAAAAUGGUUGAUUUGAAUGAUAAUCUCUCUGAUUCUCAAUCAUUUCACGAUUUUACUGUAUCUGAAGAAAAAUACAAAUCCAAUAAAUCGAAUACUUUGCAAAUUAAUCCUUCGAAUAUUAAAACUUAUCAAGAAACAACAACCAAACAUAUUUCAUUACCAAUAACAACCAACACAUCAAUAAUUGGUGAUUCGUCUGUGACAAAAAAAUUUACAUCAAAGAAAAGCCCUCAAACAUCAAAUACUCUCUUGACUACUAAUUACAAUAAAUCUAUGAAUAAAGAUGAUACAGAUUUAUUAUUCGAUGAUAUCAAAUUCAAUGUGAUCUCUGAAUCAAAUGGGUUAGAUUUAGGCUCAUCAUUACUAGAUGAAGUAUUCAAAUGUUUCCCAAUAGAAAAAUCUACCACCAGUGACAAUAUGAAUCAUAAUGCUGAUGGUGCUAAAAAGUUAAAUGGUGUGACUACUACUACUACUACUACUGCCAUUACUACUAAUAAUGGGGAUAUUAAAGGUCAUUCUAAUUGUGACGAUUCGCUCCAAAUGAAUGGUUCUACAAGAUCGAAUUCAACUGAUUAUUUAAACAAAGAAUCCUCACCCACCAACAGUACCAUAUUUAGUCAAACAUCAGAUUUGAUUGAACGUGGUAAACAUUCAUCAAAAUCAAAUGGAUUUCGUAUUCCUUCUUUAAUAAACAAAAUUAAUCGUUUGGAAAUAUCGAUGCCAUCUACUACUAAUACUACUAGUACUACAGCCGCCACUACUAUUACUACUGACAAUUAUAUAAGUAAAAAUAAUGAUAAUAAUUAUGAACAAGUCAAUGAUGAAUUAAAUGAUUCAACUUACACUGAUAAUACAAUCAUUAAUGAUAAUCCUAUUACUGUUGUUGUUGAUGAUAAUGAUGAUGAUGGUGGUGACAAUGAUAAUCGUCAUCGUCAUCAUCAUCAUCUUGAAAAAAUGAAAAUGGAUAAUAAUGUUAAUAAUAAUAAUAAUAAAACAGAAUCAAAAUUUUCAUGGAAACGUAGCUCAUUUAGUAGUUUAACACAUCGUAGUUCAUCAAUAUCAAAAGCAUUAAAUAAAACUAAUAUUAUUAAUGGAUUUAAUCAAUUAGAUAAUGAAAAUAAUAAUGAUAAUAAACGAUUAACAAUUAGUAGACCAAUUUUAUUAAGUCGACCAAAUUCAGUUACACAUUCAACUUUAAAUCGUCUACCAUCUAAUUCAUCAUCAUCUUCAAUUAUUGGUAAUCUAACUGAACCAAGUAGUUUAGGUAGUUCAACAACAAGUCGUGACAGUUCAUUAACUGUUGUUUCAUCAUCAUACAAUGGUUGCAGCAGCAGUAGUGGUGGUGGUGUUGGUAUCGGCUAUGGUCUCGUCGGCCCUAGUAUUGGUGGAUAUACAUCAUUAAAUAAUACUGCUGGUCAUGAUGAGUCAGCAUUUACAGAACAACAACAACAACAAACUCAACAUCAGUCUUCAAUAUCAUCAUCAUGUUAUUACGAGACAUCUACAAAUGGAUCACUUUCACCAGCGUCUAGUCUAUCAUCUAUGAUAUCGGCUACAUGUGUUCCAUCCCAUUCGUUAACAUCCAGUAUUUCAAAUUCUAUAAAUAAUAAUAAUUCUACAUCAUUAUGCAAUAAUAACAGCACAUCAAUUGCACAAGGUUGUCUACGAGCAUUAAGAUCUGGUGAAACAGUAUUUCGUGCAUCAACGAAUACUUCAACUGGUACAUUGAAUUCACGAAGAAAAGUUAGUACAUCUUCAAGAACAAAUACUCCAAUGUUGUUGACAGAUGAAAGAUCAACAAACCCAAGAAUCAAAAAUUUAUCACCAACUGUAACAUUAGUUAACUUAUCAACAAAAAAUUCUACUGAUGAUGCUAUUUCUUCAUCAAGUUUAUUAAGAAAGAAAUCCAACUUAUUAUUUAAUCGUGAUAUAUAUCAGUCAUCAUCAUCAACUGAACGAAGUCCAAAUCAUCAUUUAACUAAUUCUACUAAUAUAACAACUAGCAUUAAUACUAGUCAUACAUUACAACAACAUAAAACUUUAAAUCGUGUAGAUCUAUCACAUUCAUCAUCAUCUUCAUCGUCAAUAUCACCACUAUCUACACCAUUCCUGGGUGAAUCAACGGUACAGUGUUCUCAAACAAAUAAUGUUCAAUCGAAAUUGAGUCACCCAACAACACCAAAAAUAGACACGACAACACCAUUAAAUGAAAAUAAUGGCAAUGUGUCCAGUAUGGAUUUAAACAGUGUAAUGGCAUCAUUUUUAAGCAAAGAUUUUGGUAGUUUUCUUGAUAAUGAUACAAAUCUAUGUAAUACGAAUGGUAUUAAUAGUGAUGAUAGUACUGGUCGUUUCCAAUUGAAUAAAAGUCAUGUUCCAUCGAGUUAUCAAUCCAAUUUGUCGAAAUCACCAUUCAAAUCAAGUUUAUCUAGAUUACCACCGAAACGUGGAAAUCUACGCAAUGCCGACGAUGAUGAUGAUGAUGUACUCGCUAUUUAAUCAUCAUGUGAACCUUGUCAUCUAUGUAACAUUCAAACUGCACAAUAGAUAUGUGAAUCUAAAGAAGUAUACAUACAUAUAUAUAUAUUACUACUCAUAAAUCAUUCAUUACAAUUAUUCCUUUCCAUUGCAUUUUCAUAAACAUUUAUUUAUUAAAUUAUACUUAACUGUUACUAUAUCCAUAGGAAAUAAACCACAUGGGAUUAUAUUUGUGUGUGUGUGUGUGUGCGUUUCCUUGUUCGAUUCUUCCAUUGUGGUGACUUUUAUCAUUUAUCAAUCAUUUGGAAUGUUAUUUACCUUAAUCAUGUCUAAUGUUGUCUACUAUAAUAAAUAAUAAAUACUUGUUUGUAAGACAUCUAUUUGAAUAUGAUGUAAUUCUCAGAUAUAUUCCCGUUGUAUAUACAUUGGUACAUAUCUUUCUUGAAUAACAUUGUACUGCUGCUCUGCAAUACUUAAUCAUUAUAACCAUGUAUUUUCUUUUAACGUGACCGUUGUUGCAGGUCCUAUGUUGUUGUAACUGACUGACUUUCCUUUAAGCACUUUUUCCUAUAAUGUUGAUACACACACACACACACACACACACUGGUUUUACUCCUGUCCCAUUACUCUAUCACAAUAAUUAUGUUGUCCGUACAAUUGUGUUACUAUCCAAAGACGAAUAUAUACACACACAAAAUUGUAUUUAUUUCUUACAAUAUUAGUAUUCUUCAACUUACUAUAUACAUAUUUAUCUUUUAUUUAAAAUGAAUGAUUGUUUUAUGCGUCUAGUGAUUAUUAUUUGUCAUGCCUUAAGAAGAAACCCCGGUGGUGUUUGUUACAUUGUUUUCUUUUUCUAUUUAAACCAUUUGUGCAAUUUUGUUACAUGCUAUAUGUGUUUGUGUAUGUGUGUGUGUUUAUGUAUCCACUUGUUUGUGCUUCUUUUUUCUUUGUAUACCUUUUGAAGGAGUGAUACAUUUCUAAGAAUCAGAAUAGGAGUUAUAUUAGGUUUUUCACUUUACUCUUUAUCAUGAUGAUCAUGGAGGUAUAUAUAUUUAUAUACUACUGAUUAGUUUUAUUGAUUUAUUUAUCAAUUGUGUUCAUUUUCAGCUUUUAAGGAGGAGAUAGGAAUUAUUUCCCAUUUCUCAUCCAGUGAUGUUAUUCUUGCUUUCGUUUCUUUUUUGGGGGUGGGGAGGGGUUUAAGGGUAGGAACGAGGUGAUGUUGAUUGUUUAAAUAGUCAGUAACAUGAUUAUUUCUUUAGGAAAGUUUUUUCUCACUUUUACUUCAAUCCAUAAUGUACUUACUAUCGAU